Cololabis saira (Pacific saury) is the source of this 863-nucleotide messenger RNA. Its product is annotated as E3 ubiquitin-protein ligase rnf213-alpha. The record is from RefSeq and is a predicted model, not a curated record. The transcript is spliced from 5 exons. Bases 1 to 789 code for a protein of 262 amino acids. Gene Ontology annotation, cellular component: membrane; nucleolus; cytosol. Gene Ontology annotation, biological process: ubiquitin-dependent protein catabolic process; negative regulation of non-canonical Wnt signaling pathway; sprouting angiogenesis. Gene Ontology annotation, molecular function: ATP hydrolysis activity; ubiquitin-protein transferase activity. NCBI's taxonomy places the organism in Eukaryota, Metazoa, Chordata, Actinopteri, Beloniformes, Belonidae.
AUGGACCACAAAGAUGGUGAGAGGAGAAGGAAAGGAGCUAAAGGAAUUUCUGGCAGUGUGAUUAAAAUCCCAGAUGAGUUCUGCCAGAAGGACCUGGACAUGAACAGUGACUUCAGGGUGCUGUUACCAUGGCGACAAGGUCCAGGCCUGUGCUCCACGGCCCUCGUCAGCUACCUAAUAACUCUGCACAACGACCUUGUUUACUCUGUAGACAGGCUCACCGGAGAGGAGACCAGCUACAAAGUGAGCCCUGCAGAUCUGACUGACCUGCAUGUGAUUCGUUAUGAGAUUGAGCGAGAUGUGAUGCCCCUGGUUCUGUCAAACGUCCAGUACAGCAUCAAGAAGGGCCAGGAGACCCUUUAUGAGUAUGAUUUACCCAGGAUCCAGCAGCAGAUCAUCUCCCGCUUCCUCCUGGGAAAACCUCUCAUUACUCUGAACGGCAUUCCGACACUAGUGAACAGACAUGACCGCAACUAUGAGAUUAUCCUCAGGGAUGUAAAAGAAAAAGUGAGACAAGAGCCUCUGCAGACUCUCACCCUGGUUUCUGUGGCUGGAGAGCUGCAGUCCUACAGCGAGGUGUGUGAAGCCCUGUCCACGCUGGAAGUGGCCCUGGGCUUCCUUGCCAUGACUGGGGGAGAGCCUGAGAUGCAGCUGUCCAGCUACCUGGAGGAGGUGCUGCAGAUGGGAAACCAGAUGGCUCAGCAUAUCGUCAAGGUCGGCCUAUCUGACACACCGGUUGUGUUUUCCUCCCCAGAACUGCAGUCUAGACGGACUGGUUACAUUUCAUAGAGAAAACUGUCCAAAUGUGCUGCUAAGUGGAACUUUGUUUUGUUCUCUGACGUGAAGUGUUGCAAUAUAAUAAU